Messenger RNA from Syngnathus typhle (broad-nosed pipefish), 2379 nucleotides. RefSeq names its product dachshund c (gene dachc). The record is from RefSeq and is a predicted model, not a curated record. Bases 255 to 2045 code for a protein of 596 amino acids. The transcript has 11 exons. NCBI's taxonomy places the organism in Eukaryota, Metazoa, Chordata, Actinopteri, Syngnathiformes, Syngnathidae.
UCUUUAUGAUAAUGUGACAGGAGCAUCUCCUUGUGUGAGACAAGCCUCCAUUCCAUUCCCAAUCAACUAUGUGAUCUCUUUUCUCGCUCAAGUCUGCUCUUUGCGCUCCUUCCAUCCUCUCGUCGUCGCUCCUCAGACUCCCUCAAAGCAGUCACGCGACAAAGUUACUUUCAUCGACUCCAAAGUUGACUUUUUGCUCCUGUUUUUUUUGUUUGCUUUCACCGCCACCGGUUGGCUGACUCGCGCGACCCAACAUGGCAACUCCAGCCCCACCGACUCUUUUACCCGUGGCUCCGCUCGGCCACCACCCGGCGGCGAGUUCCGCGUCCCCGGCCACUCAGUCACCGCCACCUGCAGCCACGUCCGCUACCUCCUCCCCGGCUCCUCCGGCGGCGCGUCCGGCGCUGCUGCACCAUUUCCGGGCGGACCUCUUACUCCCGAACGGUACCCAGUUGAAGAGCGGCGGUGUCGGCAUAGGUGUCGGUGUGGUCCCAGUGUCCGGCAACGGGAACAAGCCCGUGUACGCCACGCCGUCCCCGGUGGAGAGCACCCCGCAGAACAACGAGUGCCGGCUGGUGGAGGUGAAGGGAGCCAAGCUCGCGUCGUUCACCGUCAAAGACACGGAGCUCAUUUGCCUCCCGCAGGCUUUCGACGUGUUCCUCAAGCACCUGGUCGGCGGGCUCCACACCGUCUACACCAAGCUGAAGAGGCUGGACAUCACGCCGGUGGUGUGUAACGUGGAGCAGGUCCGCGUGCUCCGGGGACUCGGGGCCAUCCAGCCGGGCGUGAACCGAUGCAAGCUCAUCUCCAGGCAGGACUUCGAGACCCUCUACAGCGACUGUACCAACGCGAGUUCGAGGCCUGGCCGACCGCCCAAGAGGCUGCAGACGGUGACUGACGGCGCCGCUCACCACAUGCUGUCCCACGGCGGUCUGAUGCACGCCGGGAUCAUGCCUCCCGCAGAUCUGUCCGCCCUGGCUAAGAAGAUCAAGCUGGAGAUGGGUGGUUACCAUAGCAACCAGCAACAUGGCGGCCACAACGGAGAGAACGGCGACCACAGUCCUGGAUUGGUUCUGGACCAGCUGCCCUUCAUGAUGAUGUCACAUCCCCUGAUCCCGGCCAGUCUGGCACCGGCCUCCGUUUCCAUGGCGAUGGGCCAGAUGAAUCGCCUGAGCACGCUGGCCAGCAUCGCCAACAUGGCGCAGCUCCACCACGCCAACCCUGCCGUCCGGCCCCCCGCCUCCGUCAUUAAGGAGCGAAUGCACGACGACAGCCCCUCCCCUUCCCCCUCGCUGGAGGAAGCUCAGCUGUCAUCCAACCACAGCAGCGUGUCCAGUUCGCCUUCUCACAUAGACCGCGCCGCAGAAAACACACACCAGCUCUUCGAUGGCGUCACUUUAAGUCACUGCAUGUUGGCACAGUCGGGCCUCAGAGAAAUCGACUCGAUGGAAAGCAAAAGGGGGCGCACUGACAAAGAAUCCAACCCGUUGGCCGCUGACAGACAAGUGUACCAGCAUCCCCCGCCGAGCCGGGACGGCUGCGAGAAGGCGCCGCACCCGGCGGGACACAAGCUCCCGGCAGGUCUCCAGCACGCUCCCUUCAUCUUCCCGGAAGGCUUGUCCUCCAUAGAGACCCUGCUCACCAACAUCCAGCAGGGUCUGCUGAGGGUUGCCAUAGAGAACGCCCGGGCGCAGGAGAAGCAGGACCACCUGGAGAGGACCGAGCUGAAGAUGGAACUGGUGCGCGAGCGGGAGCUGCGAGAGACGUUGGAGAGGCAGCUGAGCAUGGAGCAGAAGAACAGAGUUCUCAUCCAAAAGCGACUGAAGAAAGAAAAGAGGAAUAAGAGGAGACUUCAGGAGGCCUUGGAGGAGGAGGUGAAACUUCGCGAUCAGGCGGAGCACGGCUUCCUGCAGCACGCCGCCAGCGCGCUCCCGGAGUCUGCGAGCCAGGACGCGGACGUUGUCAAGCUGGAGGACGACAGGAUGGACGUUAAGACAACAGUGCAAGAGGGCCGAGUAUUCCUGCAGACAGCCGGCAUGUAUUGAAAGCAAGAUGGCGGACACCUUUGAACUUUUCCACUCUUCUCUACCUUUAAUUUAUUGCAUUUAUCACCCGAUCCCGGACAGUAGUAAGAGCAAUUCCUUUAUUCCGAUGAUGUGUUUGUUUGUGUUUCUUUCGACCGUCGACGAGGAGCGUAGUUGUUUUUUGUUUGGGCUCAAGCGAUCAAUACAGCUUGAGAGACCCAGCCGUGUACAUAUCUAGUCAAUGCUUUUUGUUCUUAUAAUCCAGAAAAGGCAUGUUGUAUAGUCAGUACAUGUAUGGUGUAUGUUAUGCAGUAGGCCAGUUUGACAAAACAAUACAAAUACUUUUUAAUAUUAA